AUCAGUUGAAACGAGGAGCACGCGCAAAAUUGUUGCCGGAAGCUUUUUUGUCAUAAAGACGAGGCUGUUAUUGUUUCGACACAUGCAUGCAUGUAAUCGGCGGGCAAAAUACAGCAAAUGUCGCCUGAUGAGUCUUGCCUUGAAUUGGAAAAAUACGUUCGGAAGAGCGUUGAAAAUUUAUUCUCACCAAUGGUUAUGGCUGCUGAGCCUGGAAAAUCAGGCAUAGAGUUAGAAAAUUCAAGUAAAUUAUCUGUCUAUACAAGGAGUAAAAGCCCCAAGAACAUAGAAAUUUUUGCGAAAUCAUUAUCUGCCGAAAUAAGGAAUGGUGUUAUGGCUCCACGAAAUAUAGCGAUAUCCGUUGAAACUAAUGAAACUAACGAACGUGGCGUGAAAAUGGAAUCGAAUUCAGCUAGCCCGAUGAAAGCGAUAGAUGGUUAUGGGGAAGAAAAGUUAUUUUCUCUUGAUAAUAACUCAAACAAUAAUGGUAACUCUGAUGUAUCUUCAUCACCCCAAGAGAAGUUAAUUUUGUUGCAUUCGAACCUUAUUGAGCGUCAGGAGCAGAUUAUAAGGAAAAAGGACAAAGAAAUACUUGAUUUGAAACAAGAAAAAGAACAGUUAGAAGCAAGAAUAAAACGCAUGGAACGAAGGAUGACUUUGAUGAUGCAUAAGAGUCAACUUGAUAAUGAUGAUGAUAAUGAACUAUCUCCUUUUUUCUCUCAUUCAAAGAACCGUAAAAGUCUGCAUAAAAGAAAACCAUCUCUAAGUGAUCUAAUGCGAAGAAAGAGUAUUCCAGUGGCAGCACCAGUUAUAAUUUCAUCUACGAUGCCACGAUCUGUCAAUAUGAAUAAGUGUCUAAAAACUGAGACAUUAUACAUGAGUAAAGAUUUAUCUUUGACUAAAGAUCAACAAUACGCAAAUGUAACUCCAAAAAAUGAUGAAACUUUUGGCUCAGACGAUGUACCAAUUCCUCAAUUUAGAAUAAUUGAAAGUUACGCAUCUUCUCAUCAAACAUGUGGAUCAUUAACAAGAUCCUCCGUUAAAGAAGAUAAAUGUGACGAUGCAACAGAUUAUGAGAACAUGGAUGACGAAACGUUCGGGAAAAGACACGCAAAACCUGAAGCUGACGAGAAAAGAAGGAAAAGAUGGGAUAUUCAACACUAUCGUGCUAGGAAACAACGCGAGGAACUCGAGGAAAAAUACAAACAACGAGAAGAAGCAAGGUUGAAAGGGAGAAAGAUCGCUUCAGAAAGAGAAGUAAAAUCACGCGAGGAGACGCUGCUACCUGAUUUUUUUCAAAUUGAUACAGUUGAAAUGUGCGAAACUGUUCCUGUGACUGCAUUUGGAGCGCCCAUCCAAACUUGUCCUAUAACAGAAUUUGAGCUUCCUUGGUUUGACGUCGACAAACGUGAAAGACAGGAAAGAGAGAAACUAAUACGAAGCAAAGCAAGAAAUAGGCGGAGAGCAGGGAGAAGAUAUUAUGACCACACAGGGACAUAACCAGUAGCUAUAACACGAGGACGAGAUCAGACGAAAUAAUGGUUAUUCUUGGACAGACCUUACACGUUCAAAAUUACUAAUAUGUUACGAUGAUGCUGAUACAACGAGAAUAUUGAGAAUUUUCCGUCGCUUUUCGACAAAUCAAGAACGAGAACAGACUUUGAAAUAUAAUGAAUAAAGAGCUUAAGCUUGAAUAAUGAGCUUAAUUAGAACAAGUGUAUUCUUGCUGCACACAUUGUGUUGCUAACAUUUAAAGAUUAAAUCACGCAAAUGCUACUCCAGCAAAAACGAAAUCAAUCUGCCAGUAGCUAAAUUAUACUGAAAUAAAGCAUGUUGAAAAGUCAUGACUGCCAAAAGUGUUUUGACGAAUCACGAAAAAAACGUAGCUAAUGGUCCAAUCCAGUUGUAAUGCUAAAAUUUAACGGGGGGGACAAUGAAAGAACUAAAAGUUUUAAAUAUACUCACCUAUAUUGACAUCUAUUAGAUCUGGUGAAGUAGUGACAUCUUCCAGGUUCACAAUGUACAUAACAAUCACUCCAUUUUCAUUCUUAAUUGGAGCUACCAGUAAAGAGCAUAAGAAAGCUGUUCCUGUUGUGGAUGAGAAAAAAGCGUAGUUAAUGACACGACAGCUUGACUAUAAUUUUGAUGUCUUGGUGUUUUUUUCUGACUUCAGUUCAAACGUGCGAAAUAUAAAUGGUCAAUUGACCACCGUAUCAUUCAA
Xenia sp. Carnegie-2017 is the source of this 2218-nucleotide messenger RNA. RefSeq names its product male-specific lethal 1-like 1. The transcript is spliced from 9 exons. The record is from RefSeq and is a predicted model, not a curated record. Bases 118 to 1497 code for a protein of 459 amino acids. Gene Ontology annotation, cellular component: MSL complex. Lineage: Eukaryota; Metazoa; Cnidaria; Anthozoa; Malacalcyonacea; Xeniidae.